Molecule: messenger RNA, 2289 nt
Organism: Fibroporia radiculosa
Lineage: Eukaryota; Fungi; Basidiomycota; Agaricomycetes; Polyporales; Fibroporiaceae
Exons: 21
Coding region: 1-2289 (762 amino acids)
Biological process (GO): carbohydrate metabolic process
Source: RefSeq, a predicted model, not a curated record
AUGCUUGGCUCGUUGGUGCUCGGCACCGUCUUUCUACUGCUCCAACCGGUGCAUUCCGCCGUCACAUGGACCGCGACGCCUUUCAAUCCUGCAGCAUUUCCGCUCGCUGUCCGCUCUCCUUACCUGUCCGCAUGGUUGCCUCAAGGAGAGGGUAACGCGUUGAAUGCAGUUUGGCCGCAGUUUUGGACUGGCUCCGUAGGCGUCUCUAAGCCGAUCACACUAGGAUGGGCGGGUUACAUCAAUGUUGAUGGCGUCUCAUAUAACUUCUUGGGAGACCCCGGAGUUCCCAAUACGAAUGCGCAAAAGGCCGUCCAGACUAGCUCGGUGUUCACUAGUACGCAGAGCAUCUUCACGCUGACCGCCGGUCCUGUGGACCUCACCGCAACCUUUCUGAGUCCCGUUGAACCGAGCAAUCUCCUUAAUCAAUCAUUGCCCUUCUCCUACCUGGCUCUAACGGCGACACCGAACGAUGGAGCCUCGCAUUCAGUGCAAGUAUACACUGACAUCAGUGCAGAAUGGGUCUCUGGUUCCGACAGCCUUACGGUCAACUGGACGACAACAGUCGGUGAUGUGAUCACUCACCAAGUGCAGCUCGAGAACCAAGCGCUGUUCGGCGAGGUAAACGAUCAAAUUCAGCAGGGGCCUGGCUAUCACUCUACACGGAUGACUCCUGGUACAACGUUCCAGACGGGACAGGACAUCGUUGUUCGCGCACAAUUCAUCAAUCAUAGCACUCUAUUGGACACACAGGACACGAACUUCCGCGAUGUAUCCGAUGAUUGGCCUGUCUUUGCGCUUGCUCACGAUCUUGGCACGAUCUCAGGACCCUCCGAGCCCGUCGUGUACUCUGUGGGCCGUGCUCGUGACCCUGCCAUCGAAUACCUCAUUGCGAACGAUGCGGUGCAGUACAGAAGCUCGUACUUCUGGUCCAAAUAUCCUACUGCAGACGAUGCAAUCUCGGAAUUCCUCGGUGACUAUAACAACGCGCUAGCACGCGCAAACGCGUUCGAUGCACAAGUUAGUGCAGACGCCAACAAGAUCUCUAGCACAUAUGCGGGCCUAGUAGCAUUAUCUGUCCGACAGGUGUUUGGAGCGAUCGAGAUAACCGUAUCAAAAACUAGUUCUGGCCAGUUUAAUACUUCCGAUAUCAUGACAUUCCUCAAGGAAAUUUCUAGUGACGGUAAUGUUAAUACCGUGGAUGUCAUAUUCCCUGGUUGGCCGCUGUUCAUCUAUACGAACCCGGUCAUUGGCAGAGAUUUACUGCUGCCUCUGCUCAAUUAUCAGGAGACAGGGCAGUAUCCGAACAUGUGGGCUUGUCACGAUAUGGGAUCUAUCUAUCCACAGGCAUUGGGUCAUAAUAACGGCGACGAUGAGAAGAUGCCCAUUGAAGAGAGCGGUAACAUGCUGAUCAUGUCUUUAAGCUACGUGCAAAAGUCGGGGGACAUAUCUUACGUCUCGACAUACUACAACCUCCUCAAUCAAUGGACAGAAUAUCUCGUUGCGAAUACUCUUAUACCUGGCGACCAGAUCAGCACGGACGACUUCGCGGGGCCUCUGGCAAAUCAGACAAACCUUGCUAUUAAGGGAAUCAUCGGUAUCAAGGCGAUGUCUGUGAUGGCGGAAAUGGUUGGCGAUAUGGCGACAAGCGCGAAUUAUAGCGGUAUUGCUGCAUCAUACGUCAAACAGUGGCAAGGUUAUGCAACGUCGACCGAUGGGCUACACCUUACACUUGCGUACAACAACGAGACUACAUGGGGCCUGUCGUACAACAUGUAUGCAGACAAGCUGCUGGGAACUAACCUCAUUCCCGAUUCCGUGUACGAAAUGCCUAACUCCCUUCCCCCUGAUCCGCCAGAAACUGCUUGGUAUCCCACUGUAGACGAGGAGUAUGGUGUUCCGCUCGAUACUCGUCAUCUCUACACGAAGUCAGAUUGGCAGUCGUGGACUGCUGCCUUCAUGACAAACACGACAGUCCGCGAUAUGUUCGUCGAUGCUGUCCAGAAAUACGCCGCGGACGGGGAGAGCUCUCAGCCGCUCGGGGACUGGUACUGGGCGAACGACGGCGAGGUCGAGGGCUUCCGUGCUCGGCCUGUCGUAGGAGGCCAUUUAGCCUUACUUGCUUUGCAAUCCGUAGAGUAUGCGGAUGUAAGCAAUAUAACUGCCAGUAAUCCUAACACUACUAAGGGCUCUACUAAUACAUCUAUUGGAUACAGGCAUGAAGCACGGCGCGUGGAUGUAGUUUCUGUGAUCCUUGCAGUAGUGGUGCUUUCUGGGACACUUGUACUAUAG